AUGCGGUUUUCAAUUAUAUACAAAAGUAGUUUAGAAAGAACAUUUAGAGUAGAUGCUGAGUUUUAUAAACCAGAUGUUUUGAAAACUUUAAGUCUGCUUAGCAAAAAACAACCUUUAACUAAUUAUGUUAAAGUAAGCGAUGGCAAUCAUUCAAAAAUAACUGAAUAUUUUCAAGAUUAUCCAGGCAUUCCUUAUUACGGAGGAAAAGAUAUAAGUGCUGGUUUUUUUAUUGAAAAUGCUAGACCUGUUUAUAUACCAGAAUCGAAAUACAACCAAAAACAGAUGACUAGAUCCCAUUUUCUUCCCGGAGAUAUUCUGCUUACAACGGUAGGAAUAGUUGGUAAUUUAUCGUUAAUAACAGAUACUAUCAAAGAAAGCACUGGUGCUCGUUCGGUUGGGUUUUUAAGGCCUUCAUCAGAACUUUCCUCUGAAUAUAUAGCAUCAUUUUUAAUGUCAAAAUAUGGCUCGAUUCAAUUAAAAAGAAUAGCCAGAGGUAGCGUUCAAGUAAGGAUACUAUUAGAAGAUUUUGACCAAAUUCAAUUAUAUCCUUGUUCUAGUAAAUUUAAUCAAAAGAUUAAAGAAAUAGUUCAAUUAUCUAUUAAACUUAAUGCUAUAAGAAAGCAAAAAUAUUACGAGGCUGAAAAAAUUCUAUCCAGCGCCCUUGACCUAAAUGAAUUUAAACCACGACACCAAUUAACUUUUACUAGAAACUUCUCAGAUACCAAACAAGCGGAACGAUGUGAUGCCGAAUAUUUUCAACCAAAAUUCGAUGAAGCUAUUCAAAGAAUAAAAAAAUCCAAAAAUGGAUAUAAGUAUCUUGAAGACCUAACUUCUCUUAUAGGACACCCAUCUAAUCCUCCUUGUGAAUUAAGAGAUAUCAAAGAAAAAACAAAAAACCAAAAGUAUCUGCUAGGCAAAAACGAUAUCAUUGUUUACUCAGUAGGUGCUGACUAUGUAGGAAAGGCUAAUUUAUAUAACUCGCCAGUAAGAGCAAUUUGUGGAAGUUCUUUAACGCUUAUACGUCCGAUACAGCAAAUAAUAAAUCCUUAUUACUUAUUGGUGUUUCUUAAUUCUUCUAUCGGACAAUUAUUAACUAGAAGGAAUUUAAGAGGUUCGGUUCAGCAGUGUAUUUAUCCUUAUGAUACAAAAAAAAUACCAAUACCUAUGUUGGAUAAAUUAAUCCAAGAACAAAUCGAAACUACUGUUUGGGAAGGUGAAGAUGCAUACAACAAAUCAAAAUACUUAUUAAAUAUCGCAAAAAGGGCGAUAGAAAUAGCAGUAGAAAUAAACGAGGAAGCGGCAAGUGAUUUUAUUGAUGCUGAACUUCAAAAAUUUCAAUAA
This is a messenger RNA of Entrophospora sp. SA101, 1341 nucleotides long. NCBI's taxonomy places the organism in Eukaryota, Fungi, Glomeromycota, Glomeromycetes, Entrophosporales, Entrophosporaceae. The record is from the annotation of a GenBank genome assembly.